Hemibagrus wyckioides is the source of this 3484-nucleotide messenger RNA. Its product is annotated as UNC93-like protein MFSD11. The transcript is spliced from 14 exons. The coding region runs from base 144 to 1490 and encodes 448 amino acids. Lineage: Eukaryota; Metazoa; Chordata; Actinopteri; Siluriformes; Bagridae. The record is from RefSeq and is a predicted model, not a curated record.
CAAAGCGUUCUUGGUGAUACUUGAAAAUGAUACCUUUUUUUAUUUUCAUUUUUUAAUCAAGCAACUUAAACUCAACUAAAGCGCAGGAAAUAUUACAAAAGCUUCACUAGGAGCACGCGCGCGUCUAUUGCUUCAAUAGAGAGAUGGCCGACAUCAGGACAUAUAAUGUGGUGAUUCUGGGAAUAGCAUUUUUACUCGUUUUCACAGCCUUCACCACUUGUGGAAAUAUAGAACAAACUGUGGUGAAAAGUCUGGAUAAUUCUACUUUCACUGGAAGUGGGUAUCACAGCCUUGGCAUAAUAUAUGGAGUUUUUUCGUUUGCGAAUUUAUUUGCUCCCUCUGUGGUAGCAGUAAUUGGACCACGGGUCAGCAUGUUCAUCAGCGGCCUCCUUUACAGUGGUUAUAUAGCUGUAUUUAUAAUCCCGUCAACCUGGUCGUUUUAUUUGACCUCAGUGCUGAUUGGGAUGGGAGCAGCCUUGCUUUGGACGGCUCAAGGGCGCUUUCUGGUGGGGAAUUCGGACGCUUCCACUAUUAACAGGAACACAGCAAUGUUUUGGGCUUUGCUGCAAUGCAGUAUGUUGUUUGGCAAUCUUUAUGUUUAUAUCGACUGGAAAGGAAAAUCUGACAUAUCAGACAAAGACAGAAAGACCAUGUUUAUUGCUCUGUUGGUCACCUCUGCCAUUGGAACACUAAGUUUCCUCUUUCUACGAAAGUCAAGUCAAGAGGAAGAGGAGGACGUUCUGUCUGAUGAGGAAGGCCAGCCCUUGCUCUCAUCUCGAAUGAUAUUUAAACAGCGAGCCAGUUCUGCCCUAAAUGAGGCCAAGACAGAUUUCAAGACAAUGCUGCACCUUUUUUGCACAAAAACUAUGUUACUCUUAAGCUUCUCCAUGGUGUACAGCGGUCUGGAGCUCUCUUUUUACAGUGGUGUGUAUGGAACUUGCAUCAGCGCUACGACUCGUUUUGGAAGCAGCUCCAAAGCCUUGAUAGGCAUUUCGGGGAUCAUGGUGGGAAUCGGAGAGAUUGUCGGUGGAGGUCUGUUCGGCCUCGUGUUGAAGAACAACCAUUUCAGACGCACGUCAGUCGUCUUCCUCGGGAUGGUGGUGCAUUUUGUUGCCUUCUACCUGAUCUUUCUCAACAUCCCAAAUGAUGCUCCAGUGGUCUUUGACUCCAGCCCACAGCUCAACCCUUAUCUGUCUCCAAGUGUGUCCAUCGCCUUACUGUGCAGUUUCCUGCUCGGGCUUGGAGACAGCUGUUUCAACACUCAGCUUUACAGCAUUCUGGGCUGUGUUUACACCGAACAAAGCAUUCCAGCCUUCGCUAUCUUCAAGUUUGUUCAGUCUGUCUUUGCAGCAGUGGCGUUUUUCUACAGCGGUUACCUGCUGCUGAGCUGGCAGCUGCUCAUCAUGGUCAUCAUGGGCUUCAUGGGCACGCUGUGCUUCUUCAUCAUGGAGCGGAUGCUGAACGUCUCAGCCGAUCUGCCAGAAUACUAGCUCUUCUCGUUACAGGGUUUCGUAUUCACAAUCAUGCGGCACUGCAUCUGAAUGUGUUAGCCGUUCUCACACUACUAGCAAUAAUACAGUCGUAUUUCUACUGAGUAUUAACACGUCGGUGGGGUUUGGUUGAACAUGUUGUAUCGCUGUUUUUUAUGGAAAACCUAUUCUCAUUCAUUUAUAUUUUAUAGGGUUUUUUUUAUGCAUGUGAUCAUUUUGGAAAGUCAUUGGCCCCAGAGGUUUCAAUGCAGAUUGGGUUAUGCUAUUAUUAUCUUAGAUUAUGUAAUACUAAUAUAGACAAUCUUCUCAAUUAGUGACAAUUUACUUAACGGUUCAGUUUAAAUACAUGGUGAAAAGAGAUUUAAACUGAUAAAAUACACUAUAUAUCCAAAAGUAUGUGCAUCCCUGACUAUCACACCCAAAUAACCUUAAUGAUCGCAAUCCAGAUUUAUUGCCCUCUCUCUCCACAGUUAUAAUAACCACCAUUCUUCUCUCCUAUGAAGGUUUUCCACUAGAUGUUGGAGCGUGACUCUGGGGAUUAGUGAUCAUUCAGCUACAAGAGCAUUAGUGAGAUCAGACACUGAUGUUGUAAGAGUGAGGAGGUCUGGGGUUCAUUCAGAGUUCCACUUCAUCCCAAAGGUGUUCAGUGGGGUUGAGUCAGAGUCAGGGCUCAGUGCAGGACACUCCAGUUCUUCCACUGUAACCUUAACACACCAUGUGUUCAUGGAUGGGAAAAUGUAAUGCUACAGCAUGCAAAAACCUUGUGUACAACAGUAUCAAGUCUCACAUUCUGUGUGUGAGAUGUUUAGGUGUCCAUAUACUUUUGGCUAUUAAGUGUAUAUAUAUAUGUUCUCAUUGCUGCAUGUUUAAUUUGUUUUGAGAUUAAAUAUAAAUCCUGUGAGCUUUUAUUAAACUUCUUGCACAACAUAAUUUCUAUGAAAAGGUUUGUGGUUGUGGUUAGAGGCUUUGUGAUGACUUUGUUCAUAACUUGCCGAUGAAGUCAGUCAUCCACAAAAUCUAACCACUUUUGUAUGAAAAACAAUGCAAGAUCUCAUCCUAACAUGCACUAAGAACAUGAUGAAUGUUUCGUGCUGUGAUCCGUGUCUCCUUUUUCAGGUUGCUGUUAGUUCUCUUAAAUUAUGAAUCGGACCUGUAGUUAUCUGUGCUCUGUAUUCACGCUAUAAUAUGAUUCCUGAUGGGAAUGAUGUUGUUAAUAAUGCUAGACACUAAUUUUUCUCAUUGUGAAGGAUUCAUAACGUAGAUUUUUGAUGCUUUUCUUGAGCACAAGGAUGAUUUCAGAGCCUCACUCUGUCCCUCACUCUCUCAGGGUUCUCCUUAUUCCAGUUUUCACAAGACCAUCUCGUACCUGUGCACAGGCAGUAUGAAUCUGAUAUGUAUUAAAGAUCAGGUUUUGUCGUGGUGUUUACAUAUCCUGCCAAUGUUUUAAUGAUGUUUUAAAGAUUUUCAAAAGCUGUUUUGACUUGUCACUCUCGGUAAUUGAUAUACAGUGUUGUGAGCUACCAAAGACACAAAAAUGUAUAAUAUUGAUGUAUAAUAUUGGCUUGGUGCAACAAAAUAGUUGACUUUGUCACUAGUUCCGUAUCCCGCCAGAAUAUAAUCUAAAAUAACUCGGUAUUCCAAUUGAUUCACAUCUUGUAUUUGUUUUAAUGCCAAUUUUUUUUUUUAUACAUAGCUUUAUUAGAUUUACGACGUACAUGCCACUAAUUCACUUCUCAGCACUUACUGAAUAACAAAUAAGCAAUAGUUUAUUGUUGGUCUUAGGAUAAAUAUAAAUACAUUAAUUUUAAUAUACUGUAUAUGUUGAUUUUUAACCAUACUCUCUGACAAUCAUGCAGGUUGAGCUUUUGGUCUGUUUAUAAUCACAAGUAUACUGUAUAUGACUAAGUGGGUGUAUCUUUUGUCAUAUAAUCUAUUUUCAUAGAUUUCUGCUCUCAAGAUGAAUAAAUAUGUGCCAAGCAGACUGUCUUUGUUUU